This is a messenger RNA of Gryllus bimaculatus (two-spotted cricket), 2730 nucleotides long. The record is from the annotation of a GenBank genome assembly. Lineage: Eukaryota; Metazoa; Arthropoda; Insecta; Orthoptera; Gryllidae.
GCGGACUGCGGAGGACGCAUCGAGCCGCGCUCUUCACCAUGGGGAUUGGGCGCGCUGGUUCCGCUGCCAUGGGGUGGGGGCGGGGGCCGCCGCUGGUGCUGCUGGUGGCGCUGGUGCUGGCCCUGGGGGGUGGGCGCCGGGCGCGCGGGGCGGCCCCGCGGCCCGCGCCGCCGCCGCCCCCGGCAGCCCCGAAGCGGCGGUCGCCUCCCCCGCCGCCAGGGAGCCUCGCUGCCGGCCACCAUCAGACCCUCCGACUACACCGUCACGCUGCGCCCGGACUUCCAGCAGCCUCUCGACGCCACCUCCGACUUCGCGGGAGAGGUCGUCCUCAACUUCAAGCUGUCGGAGACAACGAGCGAGCUGCUGCUGCACGCGGGCGAUGGCAUAGAAAUCCAAUCCGUCAAAAUCAGUAGGGGCAACACCGUAUAUCCAGUGGAAUCCUCCGCCAAGGACUCGGGGACGGACAUAUAUAGAAUCACAAUGUCAAGUCCACUUGUGCAGGGAACAAUCUCGUAUACAUACACGGCGACAAUUGCAUUCAAAGGAAAAUUUCAGGAACAAAAUAAUGGUUUCUAUAAGAGCAAAUACGUCAAGGAAAAUGGAGAAACGGGCGUAUUGUUUACCACGCAAUUCCAGCCAGGUCAUGCAAGAAAGGCUUUCCCUUGUUUAGAUGAGCCCAACUUCAAAGCAACUUUCCAACUGACUAUCAGGGUUCCCAGUGGCUAUGACGCUCUGAGUAACACUCCAGUGGAUAAACGCACGUCCGUUACCGAUGGUUCAGAUGCUGAAACUCCGUUGGGGGAGGAUAUCACCUUCCAGAAAACUCCUACGAUGUCAUCUUACCUGAUAGCUUUCGUGUUAUACGAAACUGUUUCUUUCGUACCUUCUUAUUCAGUUAUUGCAAGGAACAACGUACCAAUAAUUACCUGGGCACCAAAGAGUGCCGUUGAUGGCAAGUUAACUGACUAUAGUCAAGAAAUAACGUUCAAAAUUCUUCGUGAACUGGAAGAUUACUCAAAUAUACUAUACUCAAAGUACAUGAAAAAACUCGAUCAGGUCGCAGUUGCGGACUUUUCUGCCGGAGCUAUGGAAAACUGGGGCCUAGUUACAUACCGAGAAUCAAGACUUUUCUUCAACAAAUCGUCAGACACGGAGGCUGCUCGCAAAAGUGUAGCAAUGAUAAUCGGUCACGAAUUGACUCACCAAUGGUUCGGCAAUUUGGUAACAACAAACUGGUGGGAUACUACGUGGCUGAACGAGGGGUUUGCGCGAUAUUUCCAGUAUUUGAUUCUGUCUCGGAUCCAUCCGAGCUGGCGAAUGAUGGACCAACUUCUACUGGACCAGCAAAUGGCGGUCUUCGUCAACGAUGCUGUUGCAGGCGCUUUAACUCUUACACACGAUGUAACAACCGCAGAAGAAAUAAGUGCGAAUUUUGGGACUAUCACGUACAGUAAAGGCGCUUCCAUUGUGCGGAUGUUAGGAUAUCUGAUGGGCGAGGAGAACUUUCAGAAAAGCCUCCAAAAAUACUUAGGAAGAGGGACAACUUCAGUGACGCCAGCAAACUUAUUCACGGACUUGGAAGCAAAUUUGCCCGAUGGACGAAAACCCAAUACUUCGUUGGAAAAUGCAAUGGAUUCCUGGACUACAAAGUCUGGAUUCCCAGUGGUGCAUGUAGAACGGGAUUACAAAGCACGAACUGCUGAAAUUAGUCAGUAUCGUUUCUUUUCGGACGGCACGGUAGAAGAUGCCGAAAGUGCAACCAUCUACAACGUUCCGGUCACAUGGUCGACCCGAGACAGUUCCAGACAGCGCUUCUUCUGGUUUUCCGCCAACACGACCCUGAGUAGUCUGCCCGAAAUUGAAAACUGGGUGCUGGUGCACGCGUACGGUUACUACCGCGUCAACUACGACGAGGGCAACUGGCUGACGCUGGCGUGGUCGCUGGCGGGGAGCGAGCAGGCGCGGGUGGCCCCGGCCGACCGCGCCAAGCUUUUGGACGACGCCUUCGCGCUGGCCCGCAUCGCCCGCCUGCCCUACCGAGUGCUCGGCUACCUGCUGCGCUACCUGCCCGCCGAGGAGGACGUGCUGCCCUGGGCCGCCGCCAACAGAGGCCUCGCCUUCUUGGACGGCUUCCUGCGCCGCGCGACGGCGGCAGCCUUCACGGCACUGAGCGGCUUCUCGCGGCGCGGCGACGCCCCCGAGCUCAUCCUGCGCGGGAACCUGCUCAAGUUGGACCCCAAUUUGAAGGACGUGAUUAUGUGCUAUGGUUCGAGAGCCGCAGACGAUAAGCUUUGGAAAGGUCUGUGGGAGUGGUACGUUCGUGAAGAAGAUGCAACACAAAAAGCUUCUGUUCUCACUGCUCUGGGUUGUAUAGAGGAUCGCAAUGAUUUAUACACAUUCUUCCAAAAAGUUGCCAAAGGCGAAGACGGGGCCGACUCCACGGCGACCCGCAGCGCGUUCCAAGCGGCGAUUUCGCACCCGCGGGGCAUUGCCGCUGCGCUCGACUUCGUCACGGAAAACUUCUUGAAAUUGCGAGAGUGGACAGAUGAAGAGACUGUUAAUAAAAUUUUAAGUGAUUUGGCCAAUCAACUGACUUCAGAAACGCAAUCUAAAAGGUUCGUUAACUUCCUGGAGGAGCAGCUGAGGAACGACAAGCUGCAGGACGCCCUCGUGAACGAGCUGCAAGCCAAAGUGAAGGCCAACGCGGCCGCUGCGAGCGCGUACACGGAG